AAGCUCUGAAAAUAUCUCUAUAUACAGCUUCCCCUUGCAGUUAACAAUGUUUUACUACAAUGACAACAACCAUGGUGAUGAUGACAAAGAGGAAGAAGGAAACAUCGUUAGUGAUGACUCAUCCCAUGACUCUACUCAUCCAAGUUCCGGGGCAAGUAACAAAAGGAAGCAGUUUGCACAACCGGCAUCAAAAGCAAUGAAACAUAACAUGUCGGUCGCCGCAAUGCUUAGGAAAACCCCAGAAGAAGUUGUGGAAGAAAGACAUAGAAAGGAUAGUUAUCAAAGAACCCUUGAAACUUGUACAAAAAGUAAAGAAGAGAAAGAGAGAGCUGCAAUGCAUGUUGCUUAUUUUUUCUACUAAUGCGGCAUUCCAUUCAAUGUUGCAAAUUCAAGGAGUUUUGAGGUCAUGAUUGAGUCCAUUGGACAAAUAGGACUUGGGUUGAAACCUCCUAGCUAUCAUGAGCUGCGGGUCACACUCCUAGAGAAAGCAAAAAAGGAGAUUGACAUGUUGAAAGAAAAACAUAAGCGUGCUUAGAAGCAAUAUGGGUGCACGUUGAUGUUAGAUGGAUGGACUGAUAAAAUGAAUAGACACUUGAUCAAUUUCUUUGUCAAUAGUUCUGAGGGGACUUUUUUCUUGGAGUCUAUUGAUGCAUCAAGCGAGUCCCAUGAUGCAAAAAUGUUAGCUAGGUUGCUUGAGACAAAAAUUGAAGAAAUCGGGAAGGAGAAUGUUGUUCAAGUUGUGACAGAUAAUGGUGCUAAUUACAAAGCGGCGGGUAGAUUAUUGGAGGAGAGAAUACCUACGCUCUUUUUGACUCCCUGCACGGCAAAUUGCUUGGACCUUAUGUUGGAAGACAUUGGAAGGUUGAUAGACUUCAAGCAAAAGAUUGAAAGUGCUAUGUGUAUCACUACCUUCAUCUAUAGGCAUGGGCGGAUUCUGAAUGCUAUGAGAGAGUUGACAGGUGGGAAAGAUCUUGUGAGACUCGGAGUUACUAGAUUUGUCACAUCCAUCCUUACUUUGCAAAGUUUGUACAAACAGAAAAAAGCUUUGCAAACUUUGUUUAUUAGUGAACAUUGGAGUGGCUCUAAAUUGUCAAACACACAAGCUGGAGAAAGGGUAUGUGACUCUGUGCUUUCUACUAGCUUUUGGAGUGGGGUGGAGGAUUGCAUAAAAGCAUCUCAACCGAUUCUUGUUGUAUUGAGGAUCGUUAAUGGUGGUGAGACGUCAACUAUGGCUGAGGUUUCCAUGGCAAUGGCGACUGCUAAGAAAAAAUUGAAUAAAUCAUUUGCAAACCAACCAAUAUUGUUGUCAAAGUUGAUGGAUAUUGUGGAGGAGCGCUGGCAAGAUCAAAUGGAAGUGAAGUUAUAUGGGGCAUCAUUGUUUUUAAAUCCUUCUAAAUAUUUUGAUUUGAAAGUAAGUGAUGUUGCAAGUGCUCACAAGCAAUGAAUAUUAUUUAAUGAUGUGCUUAAAAAGAUAGUUCCAGAUAGAGAUGCACGAAUCAAAAUAAGUAACCAAGUUGAUGAAUAUGAUGGAUUGCAAGGAAACUUUGGGAUGCAAACCGUCAGACAACUUAAAACAAAAAAUCCUCUUGAUUGGUGGAAUGCUUUUGGAGGCCUUCAUUUCGAGCUCCAAUCACUCGCAAUGCGCAUUAUUUCCCUUUGUUGUUCAUAUGUCGGUUGUGAGCGUAUAAUCGGA
This is a messenger RNA of Ipomoea nil (Japanese morning glory), 1693 nucleotides long. RefSeq lists its product as uncharacterized. The record is from RefSeq and is a predicted model, not a curated record. Bases 557 to 1444 code for a protein of 295 amino acids. NCBI's taxonomy places the organism in Eukaryota, Viridiplantae, Streptophyta, Magnoliopsida, Solanales, Convolvulaceae. The transcript is spliced from 3 exons.